Podospora pseudocomata is the source of this 3498-nucleotide messenger RNA. RefSeq lists its product as uncharacterized. The record is from RefSeq and is a predicted model, not a curated record. NCBI's taxonomy places the organism in Eukaryota, Fungi, Ascomycota, Sordariomycetes, Sordariales, Podosporaceae. The coding region runs from base 2233 to 3498 and encodes 421 amino acids. The transcript is spliced from 3 exons. Gene Ontology annotation, molecular function: acyltransferase activity, transferring groups other than amino-acyl groups.
GUUCGAACCUGACCGAGAGAAGAUGGUGAGCUAAAGACAUGAUGGUUGGAAGACUUGGGACAGGGAACAGGAGUCAGGCAAGGCUGCGUGAGCCACACGAAAAAAAGAACUCGUGGUCCCGAGGCACCAACAGACGGUCCUGGAAGUCCUUCCUCGGAAUCCAGGUUCUCCGUUAUCUUCAUCCUCGUAGCCUCUUCUCAGCUGAGGUCUUCACCGAACGAGACAAGGUUCCGGCGACACGAUCGAGUUGGUUGCCGACCAGGCCGGGCGCUACCACCCCGGUGCCCAUCCGUUCCGCUCUCUACAGCAGCCCGUCCCCGUUUCUCAUCCCCCGGAGCGGCCGCCUCUACUCGAGGCCAAGGCUGGCACCUGUCUAACCAAAGCUUGGUACGCGGGGUGCUGGCAACGGGCUGCUGUAUUGGUAUUCUUGGGUCUCGAGCGAUAAGAGUAUUUCUUUUCACCCGUCCCCGCCGAUGUCCAAUUGUUUCAUGCAAAGCAAACCUGGGGAACCUUGCUGGAUUCUCUCGGUGCAACUCUUAUUCUGAAGCAACUGGGAGCUCCCUGCUCACUGACGAACGGGGAUUUUCUGCCUACAUUGUUAGCGCCAACCACCCCGCGUUGUAUAUCAAUAUCACCUUCAACCUUGAACAUGUGAAGAAAGAUGCUGUUAUCUUGUUGAUCUCAACAGAGUUUUUUUCACGGCGGCUCCCGUCGUGAUCAUGAGAAGAUGGUCCAAAUAUCAGACAAUCUCGAGGCAUCAGGGUCCAUUCGCGUCUGAAUGAAGACUGGUCCAGCAAAACGUAAGACACUGCCGAAAAUGGAUGCGAGCAAUGCAGGAGCUGCAGCCUAGGUGUUUGAGAUUCAAGCUUUUUGCUGGUCGAGGCGGCGAUGGCGGGGCACGUUCCAUUCACUUUCCUGUGGCAGCAACUCUCAAACAUGGCCAGCAGCGUUUGGGUUAUCCCUUCUUGCCUAUACCGUCCAUGUGUUUCUCUCAUCGCCUCGCCAGAAAUGGCAGCGAGCAGCUUCCUGUUCCUAUUUUCUGGGAAUAAUCCCACGAAUACAACCUGAUGAUAUGGCCAUCACGGCACUGUCCUGUUUCAAGUUGAUGCUGGGUGUUGGAUGUUGGGAGAAGCCCCCGCUUUCACAGCGUCGAGACCCGCUGUUUCCGAGCGGCAUCCCCACCGCAAGGGUCCUGGCGCCGGCUGGUCUCAAACAGCGGCCGGCUUCUUUUUGGCACUCGGGAGGAAUCAUGGAACCAUGGAUCCUAUCAUGGUCUGUUCUCUUUCUCUGGAUCGCCGGGUGAGGAGGAAGGAUGAUGAAUCUAUGGUUCUGUGCCGCUCAUGAUCUGCGUAUUCUUUUGAUCCUUUUGGACGGCUCAAACAGAGACAACAUGCAAGUCAGCAAGUCUUGGAUAAAUCAACGUCCACUCGGCUAUCUGCGAUGGGCCAUCUCGAAACAAGUUGAACAGCGCCAGAGGGGGUCCACUCGCACCAUCGCAAGCACGAACUUGCAUCAUCGCAUGUGCUCCCAGGAGAGCCAACCACGCCCGCGAGAUGCUCUGAAGGAAGAGGGUGUGUGUGGUACCGCACAGCAAAGCCGCUCUGGUUGGCACACGCCGCGCGAGAAGGCCGCCGUCGAAGCCCCUAAUCAUGACGCCUCAUUGGUCUGUAUUUCAUUCUUAUCGACCUUAUCAACUACCAUCAGUCUGGACCCUUUUUGCACUCCCCCAAUCCCAAACUCCCACCCCAGCCGUGUUUUUUUUUUUUUUCCCUCGCUUCGCCCACAGACUCUCCCCUUGGUUGGGACUCGGUCGUCCGUCGUCUGAGCACGGGGGGUCCUCCCCGGUCAUGCUCAUCGGUGCCGGGCCACAACUGUUAAAAAGAGGGAAAGGCCCUGUAGUUGCCGUGAUCUCGACUGUCUCGGAAAGCUGGAGCUUCUUCCCCCUAUCUCCUCUUUCCUGUCGUGAAAGCAAAGCCACCCCGUUGGAGGCGCUGGACGACUCCUCGAGUUUGGUACCGCUGAUUCAUGCCCGUCGAUGCUUGCAUCUAUACCGUAUUCUCUGUCGUCAUUUUCAUCUUCUCCCGUUGAAGGCGGUUGGCCCUUAUCUUGCUUUUAAUAUCCAACUGCUGGUCUCGGGCAACCCCCAAAAUGUGAGUCCCGGCCUUAUUACACCUAAUCCCAUGCCACCCUCCUAUCUACUAUUUGCCUCUGCUUCAGCCCAGGCCAUAGUGGAUGUUUGAUAUAGUCCCAAGUCGCGGGAGGGGUGAAAUCCACAGGGCCGGGCCCUGUAUUAGCAAAACGCGGCUAACAAUUUUUCUUUGUUUUAUUUUCCCCCAUUUCAGGCGCACUACUCCUCUUCAUCACUGCCGUCCGCGGCCUUGUUUCUCAGACUCGAUGAAAUCCAGCACAUACGGAUACGCAUACUCGGUCUAUGACAUGGACGGAUCACCCCAGGCCGUCACCGAGCUCGACCUGAGCGCCUGCCACCCCAACUCCAUUGUCGACAGGAUUAAUGCCAUGCCCGCGUUGAAGACGAGUACUGCAUUCUUCACCUUCCUCCGCGCCAACCUCGUCCUCCCCCACAGCGCCAUGUCCUCCAACCCAUCAACCCCCAACCUAGCACCCUCUUCUCUCCGAAGGUCACCACCAACCCCCCAAUCCCAUUCCCGCCCAGCAACGCCCAUCCCAACCACCACCCUCGACGAAGAAGAUGAGAUCCCCCCCUUGACCCUCGAAGUCCUGACCUCCAAGCCCGACAAAACCGCGGCGUUGAAGCUCAUCGCCGAUAGCAUCGCCCAACAAAGACAAACCGCCUCGAGCCAUAUAAUCACCCACCCCCUCCCCCUCUCCUCCCUCAUCGCCGCCUUGGCCAUAACCUACCACUUCUUCCUCUCCUCAUCCGACCUCGGAACAAAACUGAUGAUCCUUUCGUCAUUGGUAACGACAUACCUCCUUACCGUACGGUACCUCACCUCCCCAUUCAUCCGCCUCGCCGAAAGCAUCACCCCUUCCUUUCUCGGGUCAGACUCUCCCGAAGAUCAGGACACAGUUAUUGCCUGCCGGUACGGGGGGGAGAUUAUUGGGGUCACGGUGUUGCAUAUUUCCCGUCCGGCGGGGCAGUCAGAUCCCAAUUUCAAGAGGCAUAAGCAGAGGGGCAGUUUGAGUUCGUUCAAGGGGGGGAAGGGGGUGAUCAGGGCUUGGACGGUCAAGUCGAGGUAUAGAGGGAAGGGGGUGGGGGGGGAUAUGCUAAGGGAGGUGGUUAGGUUGACGAAAGAAAGAUGUGGGAGGGAUGGGGAGGUGGGGUUUGCGAGGGGGCAUGCUAAUGCGGGGUUGAUUCCUGUGGGGGGGAAGGGGGAGGACAAUAGACAGGGAGAAAGGGAGGAGGAGAUGGUGUUGCCGGAGUGGUUGAACCGGGGGUGGUUGAGGAGGUCGGAAAGAAAGGCGGCGCAGGCGCUGGAGAGAGUGGUGAGUGAGUUUGGGAAUGGGAAGAGGAGAUGA